This is a messenger RNA of Anopheles arabiensis, 757 nucleotides long. RefSeq names its product putative nuclease HARBI1. NCBI's taxonomy places the organism in Eukaryota, Metazoa, Arthropoda, Insecta, Diptera, Culicidae. The record is from RefSeq and is a predicted model, not a curated record. The transcript has 3 exons. The coding region runs from base 20 to 607 and encodes 195 amino acids.
CAAAUGGAUCUCUUUAGCGAUGGAACCAGAUGAGCAACAAGAUGCACGACGAUACUUCUACUCAAAAAGUGGCAUCCCUGGUGUUGUGAUGUGUGUUGAUGGAACACACAUAAAAAUUAUUGCCCCAGUGGACGAUUACGAUCAGCAUUUUAACCGGAAGGGCUAUUACAGCUUAAACGCGAUGAUUAUUUGCGACCAUCUCAUGAAAAUUCGUUAUGUGAAUGCCAAAUUCGGAGGAGCCAAUCACGAUUCACAUAUUUGGAAUGUAAGUGGAAUGAACAACUUUUUCGAAACAAAACAUCGAAGCGGAGAAACUGCAUUCAAGCUACUAGGUGAUGCUGGAUACCCGUCAAAACCGUGGUUAAUAACACCAAAACGUAAUCCUGCUCCAAACACACCAGAAGCUGCCUUUAAUAAAAACCAUUCUUUAGGUAGAGAAAUAGUGGAGCGCACGAUCGGGUUGCUCAAAAAUAGAUUCAGAUGUUUGUUAGGUGCUCGACAGUUGCACUACACCCCAGUAAAAGCAACUCAAAUAACGAACGUAUGUUGUAUCUUACACAACAUGUGCAUUGCGUAUGGAUUGGAAGAGCCAAGCUCAGAUGAAUAAAAGGCAACUAGAGGCAGGCUAGAGGUCAAGUUCAUUUAUUUUUUUAAGUUCAUCACAUAAGUUUGCAUCACAAAAAGAGUUCAUUUAUCACAGUUCAGUUAAUAGAAAUUCAAUUAAUAAAAACAUUAAACGCUAACUUACAACUAAAAU